CACACUACUCUGUUACAGCACUCGCUCCACACCGCCGGCGGCCGGGAGCCAUGGCCAUGGCUAAGGCGCACCUCUUAGCCUGCCUAGCGGCUCUUUCGCUGAUCGCCGCCGCCUCUCGGGUGAUGGCCGGUGGUCGCAUGACGGACAAUCUCGAAAUACUGUGGGGCCAGACGCAGCUGAUCAACGGCAGCAACGGUGACCAGACCAUCGCGCUGUCGCUGGACCGCGUGAUGGGGUCGGGGUUCCGGUCCAAGACCACGUACCUCUUUGCCAGGAUCGACAUCGACAUCAGGCUCGUCCCCAAGAGCUCCGCCGGCACCGUCACGACGGUUUACAUGAUCUCCCAGAAGCAGUGGAAGACCCACGACGAGAUCGACCUCGAGUUCCUCGGCAACGUCAGCGGUCAGCCGUACACCCUGCACACCAACAUCUUCGCCAAUGGCUCCGGCGGCAGGGAGGUGCAGUACCGGCUUUGGUUCGAUCCUACCGAAGAUUUCCACACCUACUCCAUCAUCUGGAAUUCAGAACAGAUUUUGAUCCUGGUCGACAACAUGGCGAUCCGGCAGUUCAAGAACCACUGGGACGCCGGCGUCCCGUUCCCGGUGUACGAGCCGAUGAGGUUGUUCGGCGUCCUCUGGGACGCCGACGACUGGGCGACGCAAGGCGGGCGCGUCAAGACUGACUGGUCGCAGGCCCCAUUCAUCGCCUACUUCCGGAACUACCGCGCCCAGGGCUGCGAGCCGAGCGGGUACUCGUGGGUGUGCGGCCAGGACCCGUUCGGCGGCGACUGGUUCGACGGCGGAGCGGGAGUCGACGACAUGAAGCAGCGGCAGCAGCUGAGGGAGGCGCAGGAAAAGUACAUGAUUUACAACUACUGCACCGACUCGAAAAGGUUCCCCAAUGGCUACCCGGAGGAGUGUGGGUUGCCGUAG
Messenger RNA from Phragmites australis (common reed), 932 nucleotides. RefSeq names its product xyloglucan endotransglucosylase protein 1-like. The coding region runs from base 51 to 932 and encodes 293 amino acids. Gene Ontology annotation, cellular component: apoplast; cell wall. Gene Ontology annotation, biological process: xyloglucan metabolic process; cell wall biogenesis. The transcript has 3 exons. Lineage: Eukaryota; Viridiplantae; Streptophyta; Magnoliopsida; Poales; Poaceae. Gene Ontology annotation, molecular function: hydrolase activity, hydrolyzing O-glycosyl compounds; xyloglucan:xyloglucosyl transferase activity. The record is from RefSeq and is a predicted model, not a curated record.